AUGGAAGCACAGUCACUGGCCCAGGUGGACACGCUCUACUCGGCUGACUCGAUCGAGUUCUGCCCCACGCCUGGGUACGAACGGUGGUUUACGUGCGGAACGUACCAGCUCCUCAAGCCCGAAGAGCAGGAGAAGGAAGAGAAGAAGGAGGGACCCAAGACAGCAAAAGCCGAUGACGAGGAUGACGAUGAGGACGAUGAAGAGGAGGAGGUGACCCCUCCAGCUCCCCGCAUCGGGCGCCUGUACCUCUUCUCACUAGAGGACGAGACACCAACCGAGGUACAGAGGAUCGAGACUGCCGCCAUCUUGGAUGCCAAGUGGUCGCCUCUCUCCACCGCCCCCGAGCUCGGCGUCGCGGACGCCAAGGGCGGUCUGACACUGUACACCCUCGCCGACUCGACAUUGACUCAGACCCAAAAACUCGAAGUGUCAGACGAAUCCACCCUCGUCCUCUCGCUCGACCACUCGCGCCUGAACCGCGGCGAGGUCAUCACGUCGCUGUCCAACGGCUCGCUUGCCCACCUGGUGCGCACUGCCACGGGCGAGCUCGAGGUCUCGUCGGAAUGGGCCGCGCACGACUUUGAGCCGUGGAUCACGGCGUGGGACGGCAGCGACCCCAGCACGGUCUGGUCGGGCGGAGACGACUGCAAGCUCAAGCGCUGGGACGUGCGUAUCCCCGACAUGCCGACGUUUGUCAACCGCCGCUUCGACGGCGGCGUGACCACCAUCGCGCCCAGUCCGCACACCGAGCACCUGCUGGCUGUGGGCAGCUACGACGCCCAGUUGCGGCUGUUCGACGCGCGUAACCCCACCAGGCCAUUACUCGAGGUCGAGAUGCCCGGCGGUAUCUGGCGCACGCGCUGGCACCCCUCGAGCGCGCGCAAAGGCGAUAUCCUCAAUGCCUGCAUGCACGGCGGCUUUGGCGUCGUCCACCUCGGCGACGCGUUUGCCGCGGGCGAGUUUGCAGAUGCCGAGGGCGAGGUCGUCAAGACGUUCCCUGGGACACUCGGGUAUGGUGCGGACUGGUGCCGCCGGGACGACGGGGAAACGAGCGUUGUGGCGACGUGCUCGUUCUACGACCACGUCAUGCACGUCUGGCGGGCGUAG
Messenger RNA from Apiotrichum porosum, 1107 nucleotides. RefSeq lists its product as uncharacterized. The record is from RefSeq and is a predicted model, not a curated record. Gene Ontology annotation, molecular function: protein binding. Lineage: Eukaryota; Fungi; Basidiomycota; Tremellomycetes; Trichosporonales; Trichosporonaceae. The coding region runs from base 1 to 1107 and encodes 368 amino acids. The transcript has 4 exons.